CCUCCUUCAUCCCAACCUCACCGCGACGGCAGCCGGCAGAACUUGCCGGAAAGACAUGGCAAAGAUCUACCCGAACUCACCCAUCUCUUCGUCUCCUCUUGCGUCCAUCUCGGCCGAAUCGCAGCCGGCAACCCUCACCGUCUGGCGUAAGUCUCUCCUCUUCAACUGUAGCGGCUUCACAGUCUUCGAUUCCAAGGGAAACCUUAGCUUCCGAGUCGACAACUAUUCAUCCGCGAGUCGCACAGAGAUCGUCCUCAUGGAUGCUGCCGGCAAGCCCCUCUACACCAUACGCCGUAAGAAACUAAGCAUAGCAGACCACUGGCAUAUCUUUGACGGCGAUGCAUCGGCUUCGCGGCCUCGGUUCUCUGUGCGAAAGCACGUUUCUCUGCUCCCAUCCAAAGAACUAGCAUAUAUGACCACUUACGGCCGCGAAGAAGGGAUCAUUUACGGCAUUGAGGGUUCCUUCUCGCACAGAGCUUGUGCUGUCUAUGAUGAUCGACGGCGGCAAGUAGCGGAGAUCAGAAGGAAGGAGCCGGUGGCCGGCGUCGCUUUCGACGGCGAUGUGUUCCGCCUCAUCGUGCAGCCAGGCUUCGAUGCCGGCCUUUCGAUGACUGUUGUGAUACUGCUCGAGCAGAUGUUCGGCUCGCGGGUGAGGGACCUCAAGGACUGAGCGGUCUCCGGCAAGGUUACUGUUGGCAUUUUGAAACUGUGGAGGGGGUGGCUGUUAUUAGCGCAGGUUUAAUUUUGCACGUAAACGCUGUGCUAAUAAAGCACUUUUAGGCGAUUCAAAGUGUUGAUUGUACGAUAUUAGUAUUCAAAAUAGGCGUAGUAAUUUUUCUUAUAGA
Messenger RNA from Phalaenopsis equestris, 845 nucleotides. RefSeq names its product protein LURP-one-related 8-like. The transcript is spliced from 2 exons. Bases 56 to 670 code for a protein of 204 amino acids. Lineage: Eukaryota; Viridiplantae; Streptophyta; Magnoliopsida; Asparagales; Orchidaceae. The record is from RefSeq and is a predicted model, not a curated record.